AUGAAUGGUUGGCUGCCGGGUGGAACUGUGACUUACACGCCUAAAGGUCUUGCCUGCAGGGACGCAUGGGGUUCUCUGCGAUGGGCUGGCAACUCCGCUGCCCUAGCAGUUAUUGCAUCCCAUUACGGACUCAGAGCACCCGCAUACAGGAACUUCGCCAAGUCACAACUGGACUAUAUUCUUGGUUCCUCUGGCCAUAGUUUCGUAGUAGGAUUUGGCGAAAAUCCCCCAACUCGUCCCCACCACAGGGGAAGCUCCUGUCCCGUGCUCACCGAGAAAUGCACUAACUCCAACAGUUUCAACUAUGAUGGUGCGAAUCAUCACCUACUGCGUGGAGCUAUGGUAGGAGGUCCAAACUGUUCUGAUGGCUGGAAUGACAACCGCAAAGACUACGUUAAAAAUGAGGUGGCGUGUGACUACAACGCGGGUUUCCAAACCCUCGUAGCAGGUGUACAAAGCAUGAUAUUGAGAGGCAUACUGGUUUAA
Molecule: messenger RNA, 486 nt
Organism: Saccoglossus kowalevskii
Lineage: Eukaryota; Metazoa; Hemichordata; Enteropneusta; Harrimaniidae
Biological process (GO): carbohydrate metabolic process
Molecular function (GO): hydrolase activity, hydrolyzing O-glycosyl compounds
Source: RefSeq, a predicted model, not a curated record